AUGGCCAGGGCAGACCCUAUAUUGCAAAAAUUUCUCCAGCCACUAAAGAUCGAGAUAGACAAGCUCUAUCGCUUGUCAUACCGUCUGUCAGUCACAUAUCGUGCACUAGCGGCAGGUUCCUCAGAGCAGUUCUUCCCCACUGCCACCACUCGUUUACCAACUGGACACGAGAAGGGACGCUACCUAGCAGUCUAUCUCGGUUUGUUCUAUCUUCGUGUGGCAUUUAUCGAUCUCCUGGGUGAAGAGCAAGUAGAGAAGCACUCCCAUGUUCGGCGUACGCUAGAGAAAGCAUGGCCCAUCGAAAAUCGCCUGCGCCAAGACCAGGCCGACUCCUUGUUUUCCUGGAUCGGAGAUUGUAUUGCAGAGGUUAUCCACGAUGACUUGGCCAGUUCUAAAGAUGACGCACCUUCCGAGAUCACCAUGGGGAUCUCAUUUUGUUUUCCAAUCAAGCAAAAGUUACUCAAUGAGGCCAUCCUCAUGCCUACAGGGAAAGGGUUUACACUCAAAUCCUCCCUUAAUCUCCGACAAGCAUUGCUUGAUGGCUACGAGUGCCACACUAGACGCUCUGAUGAAGAUCCUGCCGAGAUGCCCGCAAAGCGACGGAAGAAAUACUGUCUGCCCAAACUCAAAAUUACGGUCAUGACUAACGAUACGAUCGCCACUUUUGCAUCACUGGCGUAUUCGAUCCGCACUCUUCCCAACACCCGGGUCGUUAUGGGCCUCAUUGUAGGGGCGGGCUGCAAUUCAGCCGUGCCGAUGAAAUUGACCGAUCUCCAAGAAGCGAAAAUUCAACAUAUUCGCGAAAAAGACCCCGACGCCCAAGAGACGAUCGUUUCAACCGAAUGGACGCUUCGGGGUGCCAGUGGGCCGCUGGAAGAGUUGAAGAUCGUAAAUGAAUGGGAUUCCGAGCUUGAAGCAAACUCCAACCGCCCUGGGUUCCAGCCAUUGGAGUAUAUGGUUGGAGGUCGGUACAUCGGCGAAUUAGUGCGCAUCAUAUGUUACGAUUGGUUCCAUAGAACGAAGGCAGUGCCUAGGUCUUCAUUACCUGUGAAAUUGGUCGAGGAAUAUACUCUGACUACGGACUUCUUGUCCCUGGUGGUGGCACCGAGUUAUUCCGAUGAACAACUUGCGAAGGACUUGUCACAAAAGCUUCCCGCCCCAGAGUACAGUGACUGGGAAUGGACACCCGAGUAUGCAGGACAUAUUCGUUCCGUUGCCGCCGCAGUACAAGAACGAUCUGCGGCAUUGAUUGCGGCCGCCACAGUCGGACUUCUUGCCUGCACACGCGAGAUUCAGUUACAGGAUACGGAAUCCACAGAUUCUCCGAUAACAAGUACAGACCAAGUACAACAGACAGCGAACCAGGAAAAUAAAGUUCCCGAAUUCGGGUCGUCAAUACCAGGUUGGCAGAACGGGCCUGAAGAGUUGGUUGUAGCGGUGUCAGGUGGUGUGAUACAACACUACCCUCACUAUAAACAAACCAUUCAACGAUACAUUGAUCGACUUAUCAUUAGUGCUGGGCCACAGAGUGAAGGGAAGAGCAUUUUUCUUCGAGAGGCUAGUGAUGGUGGUAUUAUAGGUGUUGGUGUUCUUGCUGGUACUAUUGCUGGGGAGAUUGAAGGGAUCAUUGGCUCUACUAUGGAAGAGCAGUAUAAAGUUGAAGAAAAUUUACGUGAAAGCUGUAAGGAUAUCACGAAUGUCUGCUGA
This is a messenger RNA of Penicillium odoratum, 1707 nucleotides long. RefSeq names its product hexokinase family protein. Bases 1 to 1707 code for a protein of 568 amino acids. The transcript is spliced from 2 exons. The record is from RefSeq and is a predicted model, not a curated record. NCBI's taxonomy places the organism in Eukaryota, Fungi, Ascomycota, Eurotiomycetes, Eurotiales, Aspergillaceae. Gene Ontology annotation, molecular function: fructokinase activity; mannokinase activity; D-glucose binding. Gene Ontology annotation, biological process: glycolytic process; glucose 6-phosphate metabolic process; intracellular glucose homeostasis. Gene Ontology annotation, cellular component: mitochondrion; cytosol.